Messenger RNA from Balaenoptera acutorostrata (minke whale), 6440 nucleotides. RefSeq names its product calpain-3. Gene Ontology annotation, biological process: N-glycan processing; carbohydrate metabolic process; proteolysis. The coding region runs from base 1006 to 3750 and encodes 914 amino acids. Gene Ontology annotation, molecular function: calcium ion binding; calcium-dependent cysteine-type endopeptidase activity; alpha-1,4-glucosidase activity. Gene Ontology annotation, cellular component: cytoplasm. The transcript has 24 exons. The record is from RefSeq and is a predicted model, not a curated record. NCBI's taxonomy places the organism in Eukaryota, Metazoa, Chordata, Mammalia, Artiodactyla, Balaenopteridae.
CGCCCUCUUCCGGCUCCGCUCUGGGGGCGGGAUAAUCCGGGUCCUCAAAACCUCUGGUGGCUUGUUUGUUUAGCGACUCAGCGGCCCCGCCCUCAGGCAGUCGGCUGGCUUGGUGUGAGGCUUUGGACGUACUGCGCAGGCGUCUUCCUGCCGUAACCUUGGAGUGUUAGGAUGAUCGGCAAAAGAUACCAGCCGAGUCCGUUGGCUCUUCUCUCUCCCAGCCCUUAAAGGGUUUGGGGACCAGGGAAGAACCCCAUGCGGCGUUUGGCUCUCUCCUCCUCCCGUUCGCCCCAGUCCCUCAUCCUGAGUCAGAUGCUGGGGCCAAAAGUCUGGGAAAGCCGUAAGUCUGGCUGCCUAUUUAGCGUCUAGUAGUGAGUACUCGGUUUCCGGAGGUAUUUAAGCAAAGACUGGAGUUUGGCGGUGGUGGAGUAUAAGCCUUCCUAAACUGGAUAAUGCAGUAGACAAGCCCUUUUAAAAGACCCUUGUAGCCGUGAAGAGUAUGAUGUAGAGUUUGGUCGGAGAACAUCAACCUCCAGCAACAACCCCGCCGGCACUUCCUACUCAAAACUAAAAUACAGGAGAGAGUGGGUCAGUUUUCAGUAUCUGUGGCGUGACAGUCACUGAGGUAGAUCUGCAGAAGCUUCGCCCUAAUCACGCAGGCCUUGUCGGUACUUCCUGGUUCUCAUGCUCUUGGUCUGCAUCCUCUAGGGCUCUUUGACUACCCGCCUCCUCGGAUGCAAAAACCUUUUCAGUUUCUAAAGAAGGCAGUUCCUCAUGAGCUACUCAGAACCAAGAAAAAUUUGCCAAAUAAAUCUCUAUAGAAACGCUAAUUUGGGCCUGGAAAUCCAGGGAGCAAGUGUCAAUUUGUCACUCCUAAAGGACAUGAAAGUCCCAGAAACUUGAUGGUGGUGAAGUGCUGGCGGUUAUUUAGAAAGACUGACAAUCUAAAAGAUUGCCUGGGGCCUUGGCCUGAUAUCUGGGAGCCUGUGAAGUGACUGCAAAGCCAUGGACGCAGCUGAGAAAGAGGAAAUCAGUGUUGAAGAUGAAGCUGUGGAUAAAAACAUUUUCAAAGACUGCAGCAAGAUUGCUUUCUACAGGCGUCAGAAACAGCGGCUCUCCAAGAAGUCUACCUAUCGGGCAUUACUAGACUCAGUCACGGCAGGCAAAGAGAGCACCAGGUUCCAAAUCAUCAACGAAGCAGCUAAGGUUCCUCUCCUGGCUGAAGUUUAUGGUAUAGAGGGAAAUAUUUUCAGGCUUAAAAUCAAUGAAGAAACACCCUUGAAACCCAGAUAUGAAGUUCCUGAUGUCCUCACAAGCAAGCCAAGCCCUGUAAGGCUGAUUUCAUGCUCAGGGGAUACAGGCAGUCUCGUAUUGGCAAAUGGAAAAGGAGAUCUGAAGUGUCGCAUCACAGCAAACCCAUUCAAGAUAGACUUGGUAUCUGAAGAAGAGGUUGUGAUGAGCAUAAACUCCCUGGGCCAAUUGUACUUUGAGCAGCUGCAGAUUCCUCCCAAGCAAAGAGCUACCAAGGAAAAUGAGGAGGAUACAUCAGAUGACACCACUCAGGAAAAUCAAGAGGAACUGGGCUUGUGGGAAGAGAAAUUCAGAAAUUUUGUGGAUGUCAAAGAUAAUGGUCCUGCCUCCAUUGGUUUGGAUUUCUCCUUGCAUGGGUUUGAGCAUGUCUAUGGGAUCCCGCAACAUGCAGAAUCACACCAACUUAAAAAUACCAGUGAUGGAGAUGCUUACCGUCUUUAUAACCUAGAUGUCUAUGGAUAUAAAAUACAUGACAAAAUGGGCAUUUAUGGUUCAGUGCCUUAUCUCCUGGCCCACAAACUGGGCAGGACUCUAGGCAUUUUUUGGCUAAAUGCCUCAGAAACACUAGUGGAGAUCAAUACAGAACCUACUGUAAAGUAUGCAUUGACCCAGAUGGGCCCAGUUGCUGCUAAACAAAAGGUCAGAUCUCAAACUGAUGUGCACUGGAUGUCAGAGAGUGGAAUCAUUGAUGUUUUUUUGCUGACAGGACCUACACCUUCUGACAUCUUCAAGCAGUACUCAUACCUUACAGGCACACAAGCCAUGCCCCCUCUCUUCUCCUUGGGCUACCAUCAGUGCCGCUGGAACUACGAAGAUGAGCAUGAUGUAAAGGCAGUGGAUGCAGGAUUUGAUGAACAUGACAUUCCUUACGAUGUCAUGUGGCUGGACAUCGAGCACACUGAAGGCAAGAGGUACUUCACCUGGGACAAGAAAAGAUUCCCAAACCCCAAAAGGAUGCAAGAGCUGCUCAGGAGCAAAAAACGUAAGCUUGUGGUCAUUAGUGACCCCCACAUCAAGAUUGAUCCCGACUACUCAGUGUAUGCUAAGGCCAAAGAACAGGGUUUCUUUGUGAGGAAUCAUGAAGGGGGAGACUUUGAAGGUGUAUGCUGGCCUGGUCUCUCCUCUUACCUGGAUUUUACCAGUCCCAAAGUCAGAGAGUGGUAUUCCAGUCUUUUUGCUUUCUCUGUUUAUCAGGGAUCUACUGACAUCCUCUACAUAUGGAACGACAUGAAUGAGCCCUCUGUCUUUAGAGGGCCAGAACUAACCAUGCAGAAGAAUGCCAUUCAUCAUGGCAACUGGGAGCACCGAGAACUUCACAACAUCUAUGGCUUUUAUCAACAAAUGGCCACUGCAGAAGGACUGAUCCAACGAUCUAAAGGGAAGGAGAGACCCUUUGUUCUUACACGUUCUUUCUUUGCUGGAUCACAAAAAUAUGGUGCUGUGUGGACAGGUGACAACACAGCCGAGUGGAGUUACCUGAAAAUUUCUAUCCCUAUGUUACUCACCCUCAGCGUGACUGGGAUCUCUUUUUGUGGAGCGGAUGUAGGCGGCUUCAUCGGGAAUCCAGAGGCAGAGCUGCUAGUGCGGUGGUACCAGGCCGGAGCCUACCAGCCCUUCUUCCGUGGCCAUGCCACCAAGAACACCAAGCGACGGGAACCCUGGCUCUUUGGGGAGGAGCACACCCGGCUCAUCCAAGAAGCCAUCAGAGAGCGCUACACCCUCCUGCCCUACUGGUAUUCUCUGUUCUACUCUGCACACGUGGCUUCCCAACCCGUCAUGAGGCCUCUGUGGGUAGAGUUCCCUGAUGAAUUAGAGACUUUCAGUAUGGAAGAUGAAUACAUGCUGGGAAGCGCUUUAUUGGUUCACCCAGUCACAGAACCAAAAGCUACUGUGGUUGAUGUGUUUCUGCCAGGAUCAAAUGAGGUCUGGUAUGACUCUAAGACAUUUGCUCAUUGGGAAGGAGCAUGUACUGUAAAGAUCCCAGUAGCCUUGGACACAAUACCAGUGUUUCAACGAGGUGGAAGUGUGGUACCAAUAAAGACAACUAUAGGAAGAUCCACGGGCUGCAUGACUGAUUCCCCAUAUGGGCUCUGGGUGGCCCUAAGCACUAAGGGUUCUGCUGUGGGUGAAUUAUAUCUCGAUGAUGGUCAUUCAUUCCAAUACCUCCACCAGAAGCAGUUCUUGCACAGGAAGUUUUCAUUCGCCUCAGGUGUUUUGAUCAACAGUUGUGCUGACAAGAGGGGUCAUUAUCACAGCAAGUGUGUGGUGGAGCAGAUCUUGGUCCUAGGCCUCAAGAAGCAGCCAUCUUCUGUGACCAGCCACUCACCUGAUGGUAAAGCUCAGCCUGUGGCUUUUACAUAUUGUGCCAAAACAUCCACCCUGAACCUGGAGAAGUUCUCACUGAACAUUGGUGCUGACUGGAAGGUCCAAAUCCAGUGACAGAGCAGUGCACCUGGUGACAAGUGCUGGGAACAGCUGCACCUUUCUGCCUUUCCAGGGGCCUUUUUUUGCGAUUUGUGCUGCACGUUAUUGACUUCUCUGGCUGAAAGUCAUCUUUCAUAAGUCACCAGUUUACUAAUGAACAAUAGCUUUCAGAUUUUUCAGAGGUUACAUUUUUAGAUGUGCUAAUAAUACUCUUUGUGUCACACCUCGCCCCCCCCCCCCCUUCUCCUACAUGCAAGUGGCCCAGAGACAUUUAUAGCGUUCACAGUUCUCGCAUUGCUCCUUGGGCCAUGACCUGUGGUAUGCACUCUGGCCCAGUGGGCAGCUUCUCUUUGAGCACAGCUGGAUGGCUUUGUUUUAUGUGAGAAGUGGGCCAAGCCCACCCACCUUGUGGAAGCUUGUCUCAGUCCAUGUGGCAGAGCCACUUAGGCUCCAGCAGCUGAGCUGCUCAAGGCAUAUCUCCAAGUGGACAGCAGCUUCUGGUGCCUCCCCACCCCAGUUAUCUUUUACCCACUUAGACCUGGACAAGACAACCUUUUCUGCUUGCAGUGUAUUCACUGCAGCAACAGGGAGUUACUCUACCCUAGAGCCUGACUCAGGAACACAAAGGGCUCUUUUCCCUGUCAUGUUUUUUGGGCUCCAAAGUUCCAGAUUAAUCUCCUUAAACUUCUAAUUUCUUUACAUUAAUUUUUUAAUUAAAUACUGUCCACUAACCAAAGCUUAUUUGUAAUAUGAGUAAGCUAUAAUUAAAAAUAAUAAAAUAAUUACCCAUGUCCCCACCCUCAAACUUCAGAAAUAGAACACAGGGCCGGGAUGAGGUUGAGGCAAGUAAGGCACUUGCCUGGGGCACAAAAUUUAAGGGGGUGCCCCAAAUCACAGUAAUCAAAAUAAAUAAUAUUUUAAUGCCAUAUUUUUAAAAAUCAAAAUUAACAGCAAAAAAAAAAAUCCAUGAUGAACAAAAUAUCAAAAUUUUAAAUAAGGACAGGAUCGAUAGUACUGCGUUUUACUUUUGCCUCAGACUCUAGUACGGCGUGGCGUGGGCUAGAACACUACACCACGCCAGUUCCCCAGGAUGCUCCCCAGGGACGCCCUGCGGCCGCAGCAUCUGCUGGGGCAGUCACAUGUCCUCAGCACAGCUCAACACGCACAUUUGUUUAUCAGGCUUCUUCCACUCAGCAGCUUGCCAACUGCCACCUCUAUGCCUCUGUUCCCUGGGUCCCAAUAUCCACGGUCUGCCCUCCACCUGUGCAAAUCCUACCAUCCAUCCAGGCCCAACUCAAAUCCCACUUCCCCACAGAGCCUUUCUAACUACCCUAACACCCUCAACUCCCCUUUACUGUGAGCAGUGAUUUUGCCCUUCUCUGAAAUGCUGCCCCACUUACAAUAUGCAUUCUGCUUAGCAUUCUCAGGGAUGGUGCCUCAGUGUUUCAGGUUUGUCUGUCUUGUUCCCCUACUAGGUUGUAUGUUCUUCAAGAUCAUGUUAUAUUUGUCUUAUAUCUGCCAGAGCACGAUUAUACUUGGCUUUUAGUAAUGGUUGGCUGUAAUUGGUUGACUGAUGGAUUUGAUUGAUUUAAAAUUGAGAAUUGAAUGUAUUUGUUUCUGAUUUACUUUUCUGACCUAGGACUCUUCCCUCCAGAUGUAGUAAACAUUACACAUUUCCUCGUGGACACAUUUGAUUGUAUCAGUUGAGGUUUGAGCUUUGCACCAUAUAUAAGCGCACAUAGACAUAUACAGAUUCUUUGCUCCUAUUUCUGUAAGUUUUGCAAUUAAGGAGAAAGGAAGAAGCCUCCAUUAGCUGAAGUCCUAUUUCCCAGCUUCAAGUUUCCCUUGCCAAGCUACAGUAAGACUUAAACUGAAAACUGAAUGCUCUUACCUAAUAUAAAUGAUGGUUUUUAAUAGCACUUAAGGCUGAAUAAUUAAGACCUAUCUUCAGUUCAACAUUCAUUACGUGUCUAUUCAUCGAUUUAAAAUAUUUUUGGAGGAAGGAAUGAAAUAAGAACUUUAGAGUAGGUUAGUGAGGAACUGCUCUGUCUUGACCCAGGACUAUCCUGAAAGGUUUAACUAGAUACACUGAAUGGAGAGAAAUAUAUCCUGGGUGUUCUUAAAUGUUCUCUGCUCUUAUUGCUUCUCACACUUUACCCACCUCCUAUAUCUGAAGCUCAGGACCAGAGAGCUAAGCAGGGCCGAGUUGGCCUACAGUGUUGAGUUACCUUGUUGUGGCUAAUUCUCGAUAUGUUUUCUCAGGAAACUGGAUUUUAUGUAAGAACUUAGAAUCAUUUUAACAAAGAUUCAAACAAAGCUCUAAAAUGAAUAUAUAAUGUGUCUUUCCUUUAAGACUUAAAUGCCAAGGAAUGAGUUGACAAAUCAGUUUAAACAUUAGAAACUGCUCAAAAGAAAUAUGGGCAAAGGUAAUUCAUAAAAGAAAUUGAAACAGGCAAAAUAAGCAUGAAAUACACUCAGCGUUAUUAAUAUUCAGAGAAAUGGGGGCGUCCAUGAUUGGCCAAGAUUAAAAUGAAAAUAUCCAGUGCUAAUGUUGGUGUGGGGAAUAGCCAUUUUCGUGCAUCAUUGGUGGAAUUAUGCUAAGUAUAAUCUUUCUGGAUGGCAAUCUGGCAAUAGCAUCAAAAUUUUAAAUUUGCAUAUUUUAACCCAGAAAUUCCACUUCAAAUAAAUCAGAUAAAUUGCUCAGA